Messenger RNA from Humulus lupulus (European hop), 697 nucleotides. Its product is annotated as ATP-dependent 6-phosphofructokinase 5, chloroplastic-like. Bases 72 to 443 code for a protein of 123 amino acids. Lineage: Eukaryota; Viridiplantae; Streptophyta; Magnoliopsida; Rosales; Cannabaceae. Gene Ontology annotation, molecular function: 6-phosphofructokinase activity. The record is from RefSeq and is a predicted model, not a curated record. Gene Ontology annotation, cellular component: cytoplasm. The transcript is spliced from 5 exons. Gene Ontology annotation, biological process: glycolytic process; fructose 6-phosphate metabolic process.
UAUUGGAAAAAAGAGGGGUAAAGGUGGCUGUUGUUGGGGUCCCCAAAACUAUAGACAAUGACAUUUUGCUGAUGGACAAAACUUUUGGGUUUGACACUGCUGUUGAGGAAGCACAACGAGCCAUUAAUUCAGCUUACAUCAAGGCACAUAGUGCAUACCAUGGUAUAGGAAUUGUAAAGUUGAUGGGUCGUAGCAGUGGAUUUAUUGCUAUGCAUGCAUCCCUGGCUAAUGGACAAAUCAAUAUAUGCUUUAUACCAGAGGUACCUUUCCAUUUACAUGGUCCUCAUGGUGUUUUGCAGCAUCUGAAAUACCUCAUUGAGACAAAAGGAUCAGCAGUGGUCUGUGUUGCUAAGGGAGUAGGGCAGGAUAGUUUCUUGAAGUAUUUUUUAAAAAAUACUUUUGUGGCUGCUUGCUUCCUAUGCAGAAACUGGGAAGCAAUAUGAAAUAGUUGGAAUGGGAAAUGGAGAGAAUGAGCCAAAGCAAGAGUGAGAGUUGGAGGAUGUUAUAGUAGACAAUACUCUCCAAGUUUCUUGUUAUAGUAACUUUUCAAGAAUAUUUAAGAAUACUUGAAUACUUAAAGAACAUUUUGUUGUUGAUAACAGUGUGGAAUAUUUUUAACUAAUUUGUGGAUUCUUAAUACAAUGUUGAACGUUUUUACUUUUUGUUAUUUGAAAAUCAAGUUUAUUUGAUGAUGCUA